Humulus lupulus (European hop) is the source of this 332-nucleotide messenger RNA. RefSeq names its product probable plastidic glucose transporter 3. Gene Ontology annotation, biological process: monosaccharide transmembrane transport. The transcript is spliced from 3 exons. Bases 51 to 317 code for a protein of 88 amino acids. Lineage: Eukaryota; Viridiplantae; Streptophyta; Magnoliopsida; Rosales; Cannabaceae. The record is from RefSeq and is a predicted model, not a curated record. Gene Ontology annotation, molecular function: hexose transmembrane transporter activity. Gene Ontology annotation, cellular component: membrane.
ACGUUUGUUUUUGGGUAUCUAUAAUUCCAGCUACAAUACUUGCUCUUGCCAUGAUUUUCUGUGCGGAAAGUCCUUCUUGGCUGUACAAGCAAGGAAAAGCUGCUGAAGCGGAAGUUGAAUUUGAGAAGCUUUUUGGAGUAGCACAUGUCAAAGUAGCAAUGACAGAGCUGGCCAAGUUAGACAGAGGAGAUGACAUAGAUUCUGUUAAGAUUUCAGAAUUGUUAUCUGGUCCUCAUUUUAGAGUUGUUUUUAUUGGGUCAACCCUAUUUUCUUUACAACAUCUAUCUGGUAUAAAUGUAGGAAUGAGAUGGUAUUGAUAUCCAAACUUUAAC